AUGGGUCAAAGAAGACAAGCAGACAUUCUGAGAGAGUAUGACAACCAAGCGCUUGAUCUUUUAAGCUGUAUGACAUUAGACGUUGAAGAUUGUCACACCAUUUUCCAUUCCAAGAAAGUGAACAUGUCUAGUCUGGAGUAUGCUAGGUUAUUUGGUGCAACUAGAAAGAGCGUGAAAAGUGGUGCAAGCUGGGCUGCAUACUAUCACACCAGUCGAAAGUCCAGGUCUCAGUUCGGAAAUGGAAAUGUUGAAUUAGGGAUUUUAGAUGAAAAUUUUCAGAACCAUAGCUUUUUGCUGACCCGAGCAAACUUCAUUUGCUACCGGGGUCUUAAAGCUUUCGAGAAGUACUUCCAUGGUUCCAGGUACAUUUUCUUUGGGAGAAAUGGUACCCGAUACAAUUGGGUCGGAAGCAAAAGAAUCUGUAAUGAACAGUCUGGAUAUAACCUUGUUUCAAUCGAGAGUCGUGAGGAAUGGAACUUCCUGAGGCAAACCAUUCAAAGAGAGAAUACCACUGAAUACUUCAUAGGGUUGUGGGAAGAUACAUCAACUGGAGUGUGGAGAUGGUUAAGUGAUAACAGCUCAGUGAAUGCGUCCAGCAGAGGACAUUGGCCCUGGGCAAGAGGAGAACCUAACAACAGAGGUGGUGAUUAUGAAGAGAACUGCGCGCAAAUGUACAGAGACUAUCGUAAUAACUACGGGCUCUAUAAUGAUGUCAGCUGUACUUCACCCAAAUCUUAUGCAGGAUUCAUAUGUGAAUUGACAGGUGCAGGACAUAAUAAAUCAGCAAAGGCGACGGCGUCCACCAUAUGUGGUACUAUAAGCGUUGUAACUGUUGAGGACUUGAGCUAUCCAGCAAAUAUGUCGGUACGAUGA
Messenger RNA from Pocillopora damicornis (cauliflower coral), 873 nucleotides. RefSeq lists its product as uncharacterized. Lineage: Eukaryota; Metazoa; Cnidaria; Anthozoa; Scleractinia; Pocilloporidae. Gene Ontology annotation, molecular function: protein binding. The record is from RefSeq and is a predicted model, not a curated record.